This is a messenger RNA of Etheostoma spectabile (orangethroat darter), 2790 nucleotides long. It is a transcript of the gene b3gnt7, whose product is annotated as UDP-GlcNAc:betaGal beta-1,3-N-acetylglucosaminyltransferase 7. The transcript has 2 exons. Gene Ontology annotation, cellular component: Golgi membrane. Lineage: Eukaryota; Metazoa; Chordata; Actinopteri; Perciformes; Percidae. The record is from RefSeq and is a predicted model, not a curated record. The coding region runs from base 229 to 1482 and encodes 417 amino acids. Gene Ontology annotation, molecular function: UDP-glycosyltransferase activity; hexosyltransferase activity. Gene Ontology annotation, biological process: poly-N-acetyllactosamine biosynthetic process; protein O-linked glycosylation.
CAGGGAGGGAGGGAGGCCAGUCCUGAGCAGCACAGAUCACACGGCGCACAUCCUCCCACAUCUAGGCUGACUACGGUUGCAACAAGACAAGUUUUGAUGGAAAGGAUUAUUUUGUCAUUUUGUCCAACAGCAGAAGAGACUUAAACUCCUGGGCUAAAUAAUCGGGCUUUCUACAUUGGUUUACUGUCUUCAAGCAACCGUCACAGAUCGUCGGAAGCAGAAGAGAACAUGACAAACAACAGAGAUCGCUGGAGGGUGUACAAGAGGGUGAGUGUCGUGUUCUUCCUGGCUGGUGUGGCGCUGACUGUUUUCCAGAGAGGGAGCAUCAAUAUGGGGGCUCCCUUCGAACUCGAGAGGCAAGCUCGCAUGGAUGCCUCUGAGCGAGUGGAGCCCGGCGCUGCUCAGGGAGACAUAACUGACUUGUACCUGGGGAUAAAAAGCUUCUGGAAGGUUAGCAAACGACAGCCGGUGCCUAAAGCUCUGGCCACCACGCAGGAGUCCAGGAUCACUGAGGACAGCAGCCCCAGAACUUGGGAUGUAACCAGCUCCAACUGUAGUGCCAACCUCAACCUCUCAAGUCAGGACUGGUACAGGGGCCUGGAGGACAAUUUCAAGCAGUUCAUGCUUUAUCGACACUGCCGUUACUUUCCCAUGCUCCUUAACCACCCCGAGAAGUGCACUGGGGACGUAUAUUUGCUCAUGGUAAUAAAAUCUGUAGCCACCCAGCAUGACCGAAGAGAGGUCAUCCGAAAAACCUGGGGCAAAGAGCAGGUGGUUGAUGGCAAGAGGAUAAAGACCCUCUUCCUUAUUGGUAAACCUUCUAAUGUGGCAGAGAGGGCAAACCACCAGAAGCUAGUGGAGUAUGAGGACUACAUCUACAGGGAUAUCCUCCAGUGGGACUUCCUGGAUAGCUUCUUCAACCUCACGCUUAAAGAGACCCACUUCCUCAAGUGGUUUCACACUUACUGCCCCAGUGUACGCUACGUUUUCAAGGGGGACGAUGACGUCUUUGUCAGCGUGGAGAACAUUCUUGAGUUUCUAGAGAGCAGCAAUACAAAGAACCUGUUUGUGGGGGACGUGAUUUUCAAGGCUAUGCCCAUUCGUAACAGGGAAAACAAAUACUACAUCCCCCAGGCUCUGUAUGAUAAUAAACACUACCCUCCAUAUGCAGGUGGAGGGGGUUUUCUGAUGGAUGGGAACCUAGCGAGGAGGCUUCACUGGGUGGCAGACACCCUGGAGCUCUACCCCAUCGAUGAUGUCUUCUUGGGCAUGUGUCUGGAGGUGCUUCAGGUCACUCCUAUAAAACACAAUGCCUUUAAGACGUUCGGCUUGGUGAAAAAUAAGAACAGCAAGUUGAACAGAGAACCUUGUUUUUUUAAGAGCAUGAUUGUAGUUCACAAGCUGCUCCCGUCGGACCUCAUGCACAUGUGGAAUCUGGUCAACAGUGACCUGGUCUGCUCGCAGAAAGUGGAAAUCCUAUAGCUUGAUGGGAACACCAGGUAAGGACAGCAUCCACAAGCUGCCCCUUGGUGGAUGCUAGCAUGAUGCAUGUGAGUCCCGGUUAACUCGCCUUCAAUGUCGAGAGAGAUCAUGGAUCUUAUAUGAAUUUCCUGUUUCUGUGCAGUAGUGCAAUUUUUGGAGGGGUUUCCUCAAACAUCAAAGACAUUAUACAGAGUUUGAAAAGGUUUAAGAUUUGUGUAUUUAUAUUGGCAAUUUUGAAGGACUCACACUGUCAGCACACACAUUUUAGAGACAACAACCAAAGUUGAGCUGCUGGAUCGCUGGUGCAGAGUUGUUCCCUCUACCGAUGGGUCUUGACCUUUCAACAACCAGACACACACCCACCUCCUCCCCUCCUCAGUGGCCAAGGCCUUAUUUUUCUCCAUCCUUUUGGUUCAGUGUGGUAGAGGGUUUUCAUUGCCCAGGAACCUUGCCAAUGAUAGCGACCCAAUUUAUGUGAAUACACAUUAAAAAUGUAAAGUAACAUGUAUUGUGAGGACAAAUGGUAAACAAAACCAUUAAUAUGUAAUGUAAUAUCGUGCUUUCGGAUAGGUCAGUGGGAAAUUAUGUUUGGUUUAGUUUGAUUUUGACAAAUAAAAGGACAGUUGGCAUAAGUUGGUGCCCUGGAGGAUUGGGUGAGAAAACGCCAUUGCACAUGCUGUGCAGCCUGUAGUUAUGCUAGCAUUUUGAGUUUGUACUAAGUGUUACACAUAGUCCUCACUCGGACCAGUAUGGCAUGCUGCAAGGGCUUCAAAUCAAGUAAGAGAACAAAACAACUCUCUACCUCAGGGAUUUGGUCAAAAAACUCAUUGGUCGACUUUUCUACUGUAUGUGUAACCAUGAUACUAUUGUUUCCAUAUGUAGUAGUAAGAGGUUAAUCAAUUUUAGUACCUUAGAGGUCCUUGCACUCAUUUUUUUUUUGGAAUGUGACUGACUUGUCUGGACGUCUACUUCUUGUUAUACUACUGGAAACUGGUUUGCUGUCUGUGAAUUUGAAUGUGCUGAUGUACUUGACAUGGAUUUGGUAGAGGGUAUACAUUGACACUGUGAACUAAAACUAUUGCUGGUACGAGUAUAUGACAUGUUAAUUUAAUCCCCAAUGGAAUGGGGGCAAAUGUGGGGUUCUUGUAUUUAAUUUAAAGCGUCAAUAAUUAUUAAUGGGAUGUUCAAUGAUUAUAAUGCUGAAUGUUGUGGGUUUAGCGGGUGAUGACUAUGUCUAGGUAAUGUAAAUAUAUGUAAAAAUCAAAAUGUACAUAUAAUGUCAUUUGUAAAUAAACAUCUCAACAGUAA